CUGCAUCUGUGUGUGUGUCUCUCUCUCUGUCUGGCUGUCUCUCUCUCUGUGUCUCACAUCUCUCAUUCCCGACUGCGUGGAAAAGUCCUCCUGCCCCCUCCCUCCCUCUUAUCCGUGUGUCGGGUCUCCUCGCAAGACUAUCCCGACAUUUGUAUUCCUUGUGCAGGUGCGUACUCAACCAGAGUUGUGGCGGUGGUGGUGGUGUUGGUGCCUCCGAGGCGUUAACGCAGUCCCCCCUCCUCCUCAUCCUCUUCCUCUCUUCACUCCCGUCUCACGCCGUGGGUCGUUCUGCAGAUUCGUCCCUGCUCGGCGGAGGUGGUCGAGCACGUGGGUUGAGUGGAGGGCGGUGGUGGUGAGGGUCCAUGGGGAUGGACUCGCGACCUGGCGCGGAGCUGCCGCCCAUCGAUCUCGACAAGGGCCUCGCCUUCGCCUUCCUCUCACUGCUCUGCCUCUUCCUCCUCAUCAUGAUCGUCAAGUGCGUCAAGGUGGUGCUGGACCCCUACAGCGAGAUGGCCACCUCCUCCUGGGAAGAGCAGAGGCUGGAGACAUGAUCCGAUCUCCGAGAAAUCCCCGGACCGCCACACACCACCAGCCCCCCCCGCCACCCCCACAACAGACAAAGACAACCAUCUGUUAAAAAAGCAACUAUUAAACUAAACUAAUUUUUUUAUUUUACCUGGUAAGACCCACUGAGCUAUGUAGUAGCUCUUUUUCAGAAGCGACCUGCCCAUCACAAACGACAGCUCAACGAAGUGGCUCGUCAUCACGUGGGAAUUGCAUCGCAGUCAAAUUCCUGUUGUUCAUUCUAAAUGUGAAGGGAAAAUUACCGGAGGAGGACCCAGAGAUGCAAUCCACGAGCCCAACGUGGAGAGUGAGAAACAUGCAAACUCCAAAUACACAAAAGGCGUCAGGGUCCGGAUCUGAACCCACGACCUCUUGUAGACCAGGCGAGGCAAUUAACAUCUCGCUACCGUUGCACACCGCCCACCAGCCCACCACGCCAACAGACAAAGUCAAUCCUCCGUGGAGUCUUCGCUGACUGCUCGUUGUUAAAGUGCCGUUAGCGGGCACCUCUUAAGGGAAAUGCGGCGAACAGAAGGGCAGCGGUGGCCAGCACCACGGCCAGUCGCCUUUGUCUCCCCAGUGCUGGUGUUUACUCACGGCACCAGACACUGAUUUGUAAAAGGCCGAGUCCACCGUGUUCGUCGCCGAUGUUGACCGUGAGCGAGAAUCGAAGGCGGCUCGCCGGGUUUGCAGCACAGAGCGCGAACCCCUCCUUCGCUCCUUUGCACCCCCCCCC
Messenger RNA from Petromyzon marinus (sea lamprey), 1300 nucleotides. Its product is annotated as cortexin domain-containing 1 protein-like. The record is from RefSeq and is a predicted model, not a curated record. NCBI's taxonomy places the organism in Eukaryota, Metazoa, Chordata, Hyperoartia, Petromyzontiformes, Petromyzontidae.